AUGCCUUCUCUCAAAGCUGUUAUUGCGACGGCCUAUGGCCUUGUCACCACAGUGCUUGGACACGGUUAUGUAACAACAUUCACGACGGAUGGGAAAUCGAACCAGGGAUUCCUACUCGACUAUUACUACCAAAAAGUCAACACUGGAUCGUUCCCCAACAUUGCAGCUUGGUACGCCGAAAACUUGGAUAGCGGUUUUGUAGCCCCGGACGCCUAUGGCACAUCCGAUAUCAAUUGCCACAGGAAAUCAGCACCUGGUGCCAUUACUGCGACAGUCAAAGCCGGGGGUAGCAUUACAUUCCAGUGGCCCUCGACAUGGCCUCAUCCGUACGGACCCAUUCUGACUUAUGUAGCGGCUUGCAAUGGCGAUUGCUCAAAGGCAGACAAGUCAAGCCUCAAGUGGGUCAAGAUAGAUGCCUCCGGGAUCAACUAUAGUACUCAGAAGUGGGCUUCCCAGGUUUUGAUUGACCAAGGAGGCAAGUGGACCACGAAAGUUCCGUCGUCACUCAAGGCCGGAAAUUAUGUCUUCAGACAUGAGAUUAUUGCCCUCCACGGGGCUUCCUCAGCGAACGGUGCCCAGAACUAUCCCCAGUGUUUCAACAUCGCCGUCACGGGAUCCGGAAGCAGCUCUCUUCCCUCAGGAACGUUGGGUACCAGCCUCUACAAGUCAACAGAUCCCGGUAUUCUUUUCAACCCUUACGUGACGAUAACCAAUUACGUGAUGCCAGGCCCAGCCCUUUGGAGUGGGUAA
Molecule: messenger RNA, 750 nt
Organism: Neoarthrinium moseri
Lineage: Eukaryota; Fungi; Ascomycota; Sordariomycetes; Amphisphaeriales; Apiosporaceae
Exons: 4
Coding region: 1-750 (249 amino acids)
Source: RefSeq, a predicted model, not a curated record